GUGGAUCAAGCUUGUUCCGUUCGAAGGGGACCCUCGCUACCUCAUUAAUGCCGACACCGCCGUUCCUCGCCAGAAACGCCCUCGAGACCUUUUAGAGUUCCCUAUGCUAGCCUAGAAUACCGAUUGCGAUAUAAGCGGCACAUGGAAUAGACAAGCCUGGAACAGCGUAGUCCGCUAUGGUUCGCUCAAGAUGAAAGCCGUCCAGCCAUCGACCACCAACGUCACCGAGAUGACAAAGGCUCGAUUCGGAUUAAUCGACUACACCAUUCCCACCGUGCUCGACGCACUCCCCCUCGAAGCCCGGGAGAUGGUCUACGAGAAAGCUAUGGAAGCAGGCCACCACUUCGACGACACCGUCUACGUGCAGUCGUACGAGAGGUCCUCCCGAACUCGCCCUCGCUUCCUUCCCGCAAUCUACCACACCUCUAAGGGCAUCUUGGCAGAAGCGGGCCCGGUCUUCAUCCGCAACUCCAUUUUUGUCGUCUCUUCUUACCCUGCAAACCAACUCUUCACCGCGUUCCUCGAAUCGUUGCCGCAAAACGCGGGGUUCAAGGCCGUGCGAGUACUGCGCUUCCAGUACUUCGAUUGCUUCCCCGGCGGCGAGGAGCACUCUGUCCAUGCGGACCUUUUGCUUGCAUCUCGAUGCCCGGGUCUGCACACAAUCUCGCUGACCUUUCACGUACGCUUAACUCUGCAAAAUUUUAUCGAAGUACCUAUAUCAAGUUGAGGAUGGCGGAUACCAGAAGUAUGGCUCUAAGAUCGUGGACGACCUCGUGGCUUGGUACUGGUUGGAGAAGCUUUUCCAGUGCGAGUGUCUGGGUAAAGUGAUGCUCGAUGGCAUUUAUUUGUGGAUGGACGAUGAGAAUCUGUGGAACUGUGGAGAACUGUUGAUGGGUCUGGCGAAGUGGAUUGAGG
This is a messenger RNA of Trematosphaeria pertusa, 915 nucleotides long. RefSeq lists its product as uncharacterized. The transcript has a single exon. Bases 191 to 727 code for a protein of 178 amino acids. NCBI's taxonomy places the organism in Eukaryota, Fungi, Ascomycota, Dothideomycetes, Pleosporales, Trematosphaeriaceae. The record is from RefSeq and is a predicted model, not a curated record.